This is a messenger RNA of Racocetra persica, 161 nucleotides long. The record is from the annotation of a GenBank genome assembly. Lineage: Eukaryota; Fungi; Glomeromycota; Glomeromycetes; Diversisporales; Gigasporaceae.
AUGAAGGUUAUGAAAUGAAAUUAUACAAGAUACCUGAGAAAGAUCUUGAUUCAGGCGACAAUAGUCAGGAAGAUGAUGGUGUUUAUUAUUUAAAGUAUUUAGCACAUAUUAAUCCAGAGACUAAAAGAGGCCAUAUUUUAACAAUUGAUUUUUACAAAUAA